Hevea brasiliensis (rubber tree) is the source of this 1297-nucleotide messenger RNA. RefSeq names its product hydroxyphenylpyruvate reductase. The record is from RefSeq and is a predicted model, not a curated record. The transcript has 2 exons. Gene Ontology annotation, molecular function: hydroxypyruvate reductase [NAD(P)H] activity; NAD binding; glyoxylate reductase (NADPH) activity. The coding region runs from base 142 to 1083 and encodes 313 amino acids. Gene Ontology annotation, cellular component: cytosol. Lineage: Eukaryota; Viridiplantae; Streptophyta; Magnoliopsida; Malpighiales; Euphorbiaceae.
AUAUUCAGGGAAGGGACCUUGUUUAAACACCCACUACAAACUAUACAACACCCAAAGCUUAACCAUAACAACUGACAUUUAGACACCCCCUGACAACGCUAACCCUAAUUCCAGCUUCUUAACAGUUCACAGACACUCAAAAUGGACACCAUCGGAGUCCUAAUGACCUGCCCAAUGUACUCAUACCUCGAGCAAGAACUAGACGCUCGCUUCAAUCUCUUCAAACUCUGGCAACACUCCUCAAAAGUUGACUUCUUGAAAACCAAUCAACACAAAAUCAAAGCAAUUGUGGGUAACACUAAAAUUGGCGCAGAUGCUGAGCUGAUUGAUGCAUUGCCAGAACUGGAGAUUGUGGCUACUUUCAGUGUGGGACUGGAUAAAAUUGAUUUAAGAAAGUGUAAAGAGAAGGGAAUUAGGGUUACAAAUACCCCCGAUGUGUUGACUGAUGAUGUUGCUGACCUGGCAAUCGGAUUGAUAUUGGGGGUUUUGAGGAACAUUUGUGCUUGUGAUGGAUAUGUGAGAAGUGGGAAGUGGAAAGACGCUGAUUUUGAAUUGACAACCAAGUUUAGUGGUAAAUCAGUUGGAAUUCUUGGAUUGGGCAGGAUUGGUGCAGCGAUUGCGAAGAGAGCUGAAGCUUUUGGUUGUUCCAUAAGUUACCACUCUAGAUCUCAAAAACCAAAUUCAAAUUACAAAUACUUCUCAAAUGUCAUAGAUUUGGCCAAAAAUUGUCAAAUCUUGGUUGUGGCUUGUGCUUUGACAGAGGAAACGCAACAUAUCAUCAAUCAAGAGGUCAUUGAUGCAUUGGGUCCAAAGGGCGUUCUUAUCAACAUUGGAAGAGGUGCACAUGUUGAUGAACGUGAGCUUGUGUCUGCACUGCUUGAAGGCCGGCUAGGUGGUGCAGGGCUUGACGUAUAUGAAAAUGAACCUGAGGCUCCUGAACAACUUUUGGGCCUUGGCAAUGUUGUCCUUCUGCCUCAUGUGGGAAGUGAUACUAUAGAGACCAGCAACGCAAUGGCAGACCUUGUGAUCGCCAACUUGGAGGCACACUUCGACAACAAACCUCUCUUGACUCCAGUAAUAUGAUUAUGUGAGGGAACGUGUUGUUGAUUGAUCUGGAAGCUUGAGCUCUUACUGUCAUUUAGGUAUCCUUAGGUUCUACUGAUAUUUGUUAUAUUAACAUCAUGGUUUCUGCUAUCUUGGAAGUCCAUUUAAUGAUUUUCACUUGUUAGCUAGGAUUUCAAAACAUUUACAGUGAUUUGAUAAUCUUACAAGUUACAAUACUCAUCUAGUUUAAGUA